AUGGAUCCGGUGGCCGCGGCGGCGCACGGCGGGGGGCACCACUUCGGGCCGCCGGUGGGGACGUUCCACCCGUUCCACGGCCACUUCCCGGGGCAGCAGCGGCCGUUGCAGCAGCAGCACCCGGCGUUCCAGCAUUUCCAGGACCACCACCACCAGCUGCUCGGCGGGAUGCUGGCCAAGCAGGAGCUCGUGGACGAGAGCAACACCACCAUCAACAGCGGCGGCAGCAACAACGGCAACAGCGGCGGCGAGGGCGAGCAGCACAUGGGCGGCGGCGGCGGAGGAGGAGGAGGAGGAUCCGCGCAGCAGCAGCAGCAGCACGCGGGCGGCGGAGGGGGCGAGGAGGGGCAACAGCAGCAGCAGCAGGCGCUGGCGGUGAUGCGGCGGCCCAGGGGCCGGCCCGCGGGGUCCAAGAACAAGCCCAAGCCGCCCGUCAUCAUCACGCGGGACAGCGCCAGCGCGCUGCGGGCGCACGUCCUCGAGGUCGCCGCCGGAUGCGACGUCGUCGACUGCGUCGCCGCCUUCGCGCGCCGCCGCCAGGUCGGCGUCUGCGUGCUCAGCGGCACGGGCGCCGUCGCCAACGUCUCCGUCCGCCAGCCCGGCGGCGCCGUCGCCACGCUCGCCGGCUGCUUCGACAUCCUCUCGCUCUCCGGCUCCUUCCUGCCCCCGCCGGCGCCUCCGUCCGCCACGGGGCUCACCGUGUACGUCUCCGGCGGCCAGGGCCAGGUCGUGGGCGGCACGGUCGCCGGCGCGCUCGUGGCCUCCGGGCCCGUGGUCAUCAUGGCCGCCUCCUUCGGCAACGCCUCCUACGAGCGCCUCCCCCUCGACGACGAAGAGCCAUCCGCAGCGCAGGGCCUCGCGCAGGCGCACUCCUCCCCACCGCCGCUCCCAUUGCCGACACACCAGCUCCAGCAGCAGCACCAGCCGUCCUCCUCCCUGGCGCAGGCGCCCGACCACCACAUCCCCCACAACCUGAUGAACGGCCUCCAGCAGCUCCCCGGCGACCCCUACGGCUGGACCACCCCGGGCGGCAGCGGCGGCCGCGUCUCGCCCUACUGA
Messenger RNA from Triticum turgidum subsp. durum (durum wheat), 1059 nucleotides. Lineage: Eukaryota; Viridiplantae; Streptophyta; Magnoliopsida; Poales; Poaceae. The record is from the annotation of a GenBank genome assembly.